Molecule: messenger RNA, 1320 nt
Organism: Osmia bicornis bicornis
Lineage: Eukaryota; Metazoa; Arthropoda; Insecta; Hymenoptera; Megachilidae
Gene: HemK1
Product: MTRF1L release factor glutamine methyltransferase
Exons: 5
Coding region: 120-1178 (352 amino acids)
Biological process (GO): protein methylation
Cellular component (GO): mitochondrion
Molecular function (GO): nucleic acid binding; protein methyltransferase activity
Source: RefSeq, a predicted model, not a curated record
AAUUUUAGCAAUCUACAGAAUAAAAUCUAACCGAGAAUGUUUUGAUAUCGUCGUGUUAGUUAAUUCAUAGUUAUAUGUUUAUUCAAAAAGUGAUAAUAAAUUAUCGUUUAUGAAGUACAAUGUGGUUUCGGUAUACCCUUUCGAAUGCUCGUGCUUUUCUCAGUGUCGCAAGUGCUGAAACGUGUAAACAAUGUAGCAGCCGAGGUAAAAUAAUCACGCCGAUACAAUCGGUGCAACGUUUGUUUGCAACAAACGUGCAAUGCCCCACGGUCGGUGAAGUUAUCGAACAAUGGAGCGAACGGUUUAAAAAGGAAAGUAUUCCAGAACCCGUAGAAUCGAUCGAGCACAUCGUUGCACACAUUCUAGGCACUAAGAAGAUAUUAGAUCUCGUUAACACGCGAAAUAAACGACUUACUUCGAAGCAAUGUGAUAAAUUGGAAUCACUGUGCGAAUGUCGAUUAUCUAGAAUGCCAGUGCAGUAUAUAAUAGGAGAAUGGGAUUUUCGAGAUAUUACUCUAAAAUUAGUUCCACCAAUUUUUAUUCCACGGCCGGAAACUGAAAUGUUAGUUCAUUAUGUUUUAAAGGCAUUAAAUUCUUCUCAAAAUAAAAACCAUGAAAUUUUAGAAGUUGGAUGCGGUUCUGGACCGAUAUCUCUUUCCAUUGCGCAUACUAAUAAAACAGCAAAUUGUAUAGCGAUCGAUUCGAAUCCAGAUGCUUGCGAACUAACUAAAGAAAAUCGAGACAGAUUAGGGUUAGAAAAACAAGUUGCAAUUAUGCAUGCGACACUACAAGAGAAUGGAACGAUUGAUCUUUCAAAUGUAUUAAGUGGCCCGAAAGACCUUGAUUUAAAUUCGAAAACUUUUGAUUUUAUCGUCAGCAAUCCCCCAUACGUGUCGACUAAGCAGAUACCUACCUUAACUCCCGAGAUUAAAAUUUUUGAAGACUUGCCAGCACUUGAUGGAGGAGAAGAUGGUUUAAAAAUCAUUAAACCCCUGUUGAAAUACAGUGCUACAGCUUUGAAGCCUGGUGGACGUUUGCUUUUAGAAGUUGACCCAACUCAUCCUGAAUACAUACAAUUUUUCACGAAAAAAUAUUCAAUGUUCAAUCUUCGAUACGAACAUACGUACAAAGAUUUUUGUAAUAACGAACGAUUUGUUGAAGUAUCAAAGAUAUCAUAAAAAUGAUUUCCACAAGACAUUAUUUACAUUUAUAUAAUUAAAUGCGAUAUUUAAAAUAAUUUAUUUGCCCUUAAUCAAUUAUAAAAUUGCAUGUGUUAUAAGAAAUCGAUCCUUACUGUUUAAAUAAAUAAUUCUUAACGAA